CUCAAAUUCUCUAUAAUUCACAAUUCUACUGUUACCCCCUCCUCCCUGUGUGUUUUAGCCUACGUCUAUGUGUCUCUGAGUGUUUGUGCGCACCCUUCUGUGUUGAGAUAGCCUAUGUGGUAGAAAUACAUGGAAAUCCAUGGGAACACUCUCACAGCAUUCUAAUGGGUUGCGAGGAGAAUCGACUCUUGCAGACAUAAUUUCUCUUCGAUCAUCCCCUCAGCGCGUGAAAGGGUUCCAGUUUCACAUAUCUUGGCGUUUAAUUUUUUUCUUUGCCUCUUUUUUUUAAGCUAAAUAGAAAUGAACACUGCCAGUUUCCUUCAGAUAUCAACAGUCAUGUAUUCUUUUAAAGCACCGAAAACCUAGUUUUAAACUGUAUAUUAAGUCUUAAUGUGGACGUUUCUUUCAUGUUGGUAAUUGAAUCAGACGGUGUCACCAUUUGUAGCCUACACUGUCUCUUACUUUCAAGGAAGACCAAAGGAACAUAUUCAGUCGGGAGAUCAAGGCUGGAAGACGGUUGGGAUUCCCGAUAUGCAUCUUGGACAUUUAUUAGGUUGUUGUGAACCACACAUCUUGGAUUUUUGACGGUCUGAAUAUAUUUUUCGUUUUCGUUAAGUUUUAUUUCUGUUAUUUUCUUUCUUUUCACUCUCUCAGAAACAAGUAAGAUUUGCUGCUCUAACGUCUGGAUGAGAUAUCGCAGCUGUAUUUUUCUCCCCAAUGUACAUGUUUCCAGUAGACAAUUCGCUUCACCAGGGGAGACUGACAAUCUACUCGAUCAGAUGGAAUAAAUGGGGAUAUGCACAUUUCUAAUUUUUACAUUUUCUGUAAAUGGACUUUUCAGUGUCCGACGUCUAGUGUCGACUAUAGGUUUUAGAUUGUACAGCAAUCCCCACGCAGGAGCAGCGUUGGAGUUAUGAUUCUUAUGGAGGUUUGGACUGGGAAAUUACAACAGCCAACAUAAAAGGGACAGCGCUGGUUUCUUUAGGUCUACUUUUUCAGUUUUCGACGUGCGUUUGUCUUUCACCUGCUGAAGAUAAUUACCAGCGUUGGUUUUAAUCAAAAUGUUUCAUCUCCUGGUGUUAGUCCAUGGGAUCUGGGAUUUGCAUGGCCAUCCUUAGACUGGAAGAGGAUUGAAACAUCUGGGGACAACAACUAAUUUAAACAUACCUCUUUAAACUGAAUAGAAAGAUUUGUGGAAAUGCUGGGUCUUCAAGAAGAUAAAUUAUGUGGAAUUAUUUCUGCUCUGGCAGCUUUGUCCUUUGUCUGCUUCGCACAAAGUCCCAAUGAGAAGACCGGAAUAUCUGUGGCAAAGAGGACAGUGGACAAAUUGCUAAAGGGAUAUGACAUCCGCCUAAGACCAGAUUUUGGAGGUUCUCCGGUUGUUGUAGGAAUGAGCAUCAAUAUUGCCAGUAUUGACUCAAUCUCAGAAGUCAACAUGGAUUAUACCAUCACGAUGUAUUUUCAACAAAGUUGGCGAGAUAAGCGACUUGCCUAUACAGAGAUGGAACUUAACUUGACUUUGGAUAACCGUGUGGCAGACCAACUUUGGCUCCCUGACACCUAUUUCCUCAAUGACAAGAAGUCAUUUCUCCAUGGGGUGACCGUAAAGAAUCGUAUGAUACGUCUCCAUCCAGAUGGUACCGUUUUAUACGGCCUAAGAAUAACAACCACUGCUGCAUGUAUGAUGGAUCUAAGGAGAUACCCUCUUGAUGAACAGAACUGCACCUUGGAGAUUGAAAGCUAUGGAUACACUACCGAUGAUAUUGUGUUCUUCUGGCAAGGAGGUGACACCGCUGUAACAGGGGUGGAUAAGUUAGAGCUCCCACAGUUCUCUAUCAUAGAAUUACGGCUGGUAUCCAGAGAGGUGAAGUUCACCACUGGUUCUUAUCCCCGGCUCUCCCUGAGUUUCAGGAUCAAGAGGAACAUUGGCUACUUCAUCCUGCAGACAUACAUGCCCUCCAUUCUGAUUACCAUCCUUUCUUGGGUCUCCUUCUGGAUCAAUUAUGAUGCGUCCGCUGCUCGUGUGGCCCUAGGUGUUACUACGGUGCUCACCAUGACAACCAUCAACACCCACCUGCGGGAGACACUUCCAAAGAUCCCAUAUGUGAAAGCCAUCGAUGUCUACCUCAUGGGCUGCUUUGUCUUUGUGUUCCUGGCACUUCUUGAGUACGCUUUUGUGAAUUAUGUCUUCUUUGGCCGGGGUCCUCAGACACAGAAGAAGAUCCAUGAGCGGUUCAAUAAAGCCAACAAUGAGCGUCCACGCUAUGAGGAGAAACGCAUGAGAGACCAGGAUUCUAUUUCAGCACCAUUUCAAUCCAACACCCUCAGGUCAUACGCACAGCGGAGAAAUCUCUAUAUUGAGGAGCAAAGAAAAGUUGGGGUUGACGCAUAUGGAAAUAUUCUUCUCACCACUCUUGAUAUGAACAACGAGGUGAUGCCAUCAGAUGUAGGGAGUAACGUAGGCGACUCCCGCAACUCUGUCAUGUCCUUCGAGAGUACUGGUGUGCAGUUUCGCAAGCCCAUGGCAUCCAGGGAUGGCUACAGUCACCAUUCACUGGAUCGUACAGCCAUGCGGAGCCGAGCUAAUUGUCGACUACGCAGGCGCUCAUCGAAGCUGAAGCUCAAAAUUCCAAACCUGGCGGAUGUCAGCACGAUUGAUAAGUGGUCCCGGGUAAUAUUUCCCAUCACCUUUGGAUUCUUCAACCUAAUCUACUGGUUGUACUAUGUGAAUUGAUAUGCAUCCCAGGAAACAUGGGUGAUAUUUUGAGAGCACAUUUAAUUGGGUUUGAUACAAUUUGAAAAAUGUGUAUACACAUAAAACAUUGAUACAUAUGUAUAUGCAUAUUUCUAUAUAUUUAUAUAUAUAUAUUUACACACAUUUGUGUGUCAAAAAGACUUGUGUAAAACUACUAUUAAUAUAACGACUUGAAUGUUUAAGAAUAAUUAUGAAAAAAAAAAAAAACAUUUUGAGUGUUUGUUUUUUUUAUUUCUGGGAUGAAGCUGAAAAAAGAUACAAUCCCUUUCAGGAGCCUGAGAACUUUUGACUGCAUGGUAUUUUUGCUAAAAGAAAAGAAAGAUCUUGAGAAAAAUAUUUGAAACAAACAAAAAGGACAUAUUGGAGAGUAUCGCUGGCUUUUAUUAAUGUUCACAGUAAUCUGCAGUCCUGACUGGCUCAUGAAAUCAAAAAAAAGAAGAAAUUUUUUUUUUUUUUUGCAGAAUCUUUUCCCCCGUCCUUUCAAUAGUCAAGUCAGACCUCAAGCCCUCAGCCAAUCCCAUUUCCUAUGGAAAAGACAUGGAGCUCUACAUCUAUUUUCCCCCACUCUGUACAGCUAACGACAUAUGGUUUACGUAUUGUUUGCUAUGACGUUUGUUUGGUUGGUAGCUUUUUUUUCAAAGACUUAUAAUUUGGUCCAAAAUGUCCUUGCAACUAAAAAGUGACAUAGACUAACAUUGAGCAAGUCUGGUUACGCCAAGCCUGUUGAUGAAACGUUUCCUUUAUUUUUCCGUUAUUUAUUUUCUUCAUAUUUAGUUUUUGAUUUUUGAAAAUUUCAUGGACCAGUGCCUCUGGCUGUAUUUGAGUACGCUAUCAUGAACCGUUAAUGUUUGUGCUAAGAAUAGUGUCAUGGAAACCUUCAGUAGCAUUAAUAAGACCUUAAAUGUCUUAUUCGUUUAAACCUAUUUGUUACAAAAACCAUACACAGCUUAGUUUUCUGUAAUUCAGUAUCCUUUUUGGUAUCAUGAUUGGCACCAGUAUUGCCGUGAUCUGCACUGGAGCCUGAAACUAUCGACCUGAUGCAGUAUCGUCUAUUAUAGUAUUGUCUGUUUUUAUUUAUGUGAUUGGAACGUUCAGGGAAGUUUACUUGGUAUUUAGGACGGCAGUGGAAGAACGAUUUUCUUGGACCUUUGGCCAGAAAUUCUGAAAUCAACAUGAAUAAGGUAUAUCAAAAUAUAUUGCAGUUCAAAACAGGGAAUACAAAUGCUGUUUUUAUGUGACACUCUUAACAUACUUUCAUACCUUAAGAAUGUUAGGUGGUGUUAGAGUCCCUGUUAAAUGUGCCUGAAACUGAAAUUGAACUGAGAGGUGUCCUUACUUUGUCUUUCAGUAGGUUCAGAAAGAGAUAGUGGUAGGUCACUUAACUUUGCCCUCUGACACCCUCUCACACACAAGAAUGAGCAACACACCCAUUCCCCUGAUGUCACUGCUCUGUGGAUAGUGUCCCAAAAAAGUGACAGCAGAAUAAUCAGGAAGCUAGAUUUUACCUGGCAAAAGAAGGCAUACAAUAUAAGCCAUGAACUAAGUACCAAAAAGCCUACAAUACAUGUUUGAUGUGGUGCCUGUUGUGUUGUAUUUUGUUCUCAGCCUCAACCGUGCUUUGUAACUCACCAGUAUUUGGCACCUGACCACUUUUAUCUUCAAUUCAUCUGACUGCUGCUGUUUCAUGAAAGAGAUAAUCUCAGCAUCUAUGACAGCCCCCAUCUGAGUGGCUUUUUUUUAUUUCUUGUAGCCUGCUUCAUAGAGCAGUGCCAUGAGAGAACUAUCUUAUAAUAUCUGGGCAGAAUAUGAGAUUGUUAGCCACUGAAAGUGUAAGUAGGAACUUUCAGAGGACAAGGUAUGGAGCUCUUGAGCACCGCUAUAUCACGCCAAACCAAGUGCCAAGCGAAUCUCAGGUCUCACUCCCCUAGUCUCAUGUGUGUUAAUGGGCUCUUGGGCCCAGCAUUGCUACACCCAUGUGCUAACUAAUGCUUUUUUUCAGUAUUUUGUCCGUCUAAUUUUUAGUCUCUGUGAGCUGUGGAUUUUACACAAUCAAGAGUUAAGUAAGGAUUAGAGUAUUAGCAACUUUAGAACUACUUAUUGUUGCUAGCAUUGUAAAAAGUAACAAAACUAACAUGAACUGAAAAGUUAUUAUUUUCAGCAAAAUUAUGUUUCAUAUUGCAACAUUAUUGAAGAAAGAUAUUGAAGGUGCCGUUUGUAGGAUUUAGGGUGAUCUAUUAACUGAAAAUGGAAUGUAAUAUUUCUAAUUAUGUUUUCAUUUGUCUAUAAUUAUCACUUAUAUGUAACUAUGAAACAUUGUUUUCUCUUUAGCUAAGGAUUAUCACUUCACAUCUACAUAGGGAGCAGGUCUUCUUUCACAGAGUUUGCCAUGUUGUGCCACCAUGUUUUCUGCGGUAGCACAGAUUAGGCAAACUAAAACGCUGGCACUAGAGAGGGCGUUGGGCUUUUAUGGCACCUGAUAGCCAUGGCACUGUCGCUUCUCCUAUUUGAAAAAGGAGAGGUAUUUAGUCGGUUGCAAUCUGCAACCUUACUGCUAGAUGGCACUAAAUCCUACGAACUGCACCUUUAAGAUGAAAAAAAAUGAGUGACCUCAUGGGAAUUGAUCAUUCAACCUUCGUCAAAUCAAUAUAUAAAGUAUGUUUCCAUGUGUGGGAGAUUUUUAUAUAAUUUAUCAAGCAUCUUAUGCUUCUUUUUAAGCUUCUUUCUUUUGGAGAAGAUAAACCAGUAUGGAACUGUGUUAAUAAGUGUGACUGCUGUCCACUCUCUUGGUCAUAUAAAUGAAUACCCUUCAUAUAUACAUGGCCACACCCAUCCAUGUAGCAGAAUACUGAUGACUGUGUAUUGAAAUAAUGAACGGGAGAGAUGUGCAACCUCUAGUUGAGACUGAACACACAUAUGACUUAAGUGGUUGUGUCCUCCAACUAACACAACUUCCUGUCAAGGAUUGAGCUGACCAUUAAACCUGUAAUUAAUUACACCCGUAGGGACUUAAUAGACAUACAAGCUUUUAUUGAAAUCGGACAUACUGUGACAUUUGGAACACUUGUGCAGCAAAAAUUUGCCUAGCGAUCUUUCCUCAUCACUCUGUGUUUCAAAAAUCUUGUAACAACUGCAGAGUGUAUCUAGAGGUGUGCACCUUAUAUCAAGUAAGUUUUAUCAAGAAAAUCAGAGAGUUGGUUAUAAUAAAGAAGUGAAUGUUGUAGUCUUAAGGAACUUUUAUACUGGAUGAGACCCACAAAAAUUACAUUUCAGUGUUGUCAUUGGUAUUAAUGUACGUUUGUCGAGUUGAAGGUAAUUUGGUACAAAGUUGUGAAAACAUCUCCUAAUGGUCCUAAACAUGAAAGUAGCCUUGCAGAUAAGAUCUGGGGACCAUAACUGUGAAGACAUAAAACGUGUAAAGGAAGAUAAAGAUGCACAUCCACAAAAUAGGCUUUUACAAAUUUGGCUAUUAAACAACUGAUUUAGAGCAGUUUUGUUUGGGUGUUCACUGUAUAUUAACUGUAAAGCCCAACAUUCAUGGAAUUCUUCAUUGUCCUGUCAAAUUCAGCUUUUGAUUGUCAUCAUAAGCAAAAUAAUUAGUCACUGGGGAUACUAAUGACAGUCAACUCAUUUUUUCUGUCUGUCUUUAAGUUAAUAUUUUACAUAAUUAUUUAUUAAUUACUUAAUUAGGAUUGCUGGAUGAUGUCUGGCACAAGGUUCAUUUGGUUCUUUCAUGAAAAUCCUAUCCAUCCAUGUUAUCUGAUGAGUGGCGAAAUAGUGAGGUGGAAUCAUUGUGACCAUUUAGCUUUAGUCAGUCAAGUUCAUGUGGCCAUUAGUCUGCAACUAAAUCGUUUCAGAGAAUGCCCAACUCCGCGAUGCAUACAGUAUGUGUGCCACUCAACCAUUGCCACCCAAGAUGAUUAGUUAAAGUUAGAAUAAACAACAACCCAUUUGGCUUGGUUUAUUGAUGCUAAGAACGGCCACUGUGUCCUACACAAUUUGAACUAUGUCAUCUUUGUAGAUUAGAUCCAUUACUUCACUCUCCCAUCCCUUUGUUAAAAUCAGUUUACAGGAAUUUUGUGAUGUUGUGAAUAGAAAGAUAAAGACCUCUGAUCCAGUACACCCUGACCCAUUGACAAGAUAAAGUCUUUCAUAACAGAAACUCAUGUAUACUCAAAUAGAGGCUAUGUGAAACUCAGAUGUCCCAAUGGUUAACAAAGUUUUACUACCGGUAUGUGCUUUUGGACUGUCAGGAUUCUUUGGAGUUAGAUAGCAGGAAUAUCUGCAGUAACGUUAGUCUUUGGUAGCACAAGAAUAGAAGGGUUUAAAUUCUGUUUCAUGUCAUUUCCUACCCAAAACAGACAAGGGAAGCCAUGAUAGCAUCAUCUUUAUUGUCUUGAUGGAGGCCAGACUAGUGGACAGGCCAUUACAAAAAAGACUAGCAACACUAGUGGACGGGCAAAAAGACUAGCAACACUAGUGGACGGGCCAUUACAAAAAAAAAAAAAAUAUUGUAUUUCCAUACAUCCCUUGUUUUUGUGGUUCUUUGGGUUGAAUUUUGAUGAACAAUUUUACUAUAGCUGGCCAUUUUGUCGGUAUCAUUAAUAUUUCUAUUUAUGUACGUGAAGAUAGGUGGAUAAAUAUGUACCGAGUUGUUUAUUUGUUUGUUUUUGCUCUGUUUGGGAAGGGGCAAAGCUGUGGUCUUUUAAUGGGAAUUCAAGCUCGCAGUCAGUAGAACCAUCUCUCUUCUCUGUCCUCUCACAUAUGAAUUUACAUUCAUAUGUCAUAUGUCAACACUGUGCAAAAUUAACUACCUGCAUAACUUGUUUCAUGAUGCAAGAGGUUUUGUUUACAUUUAACUGUGUUUCUCCUUGACAGCAUUCGUUUUAUGAUGUGGGAGUAGGAAGUGAAAAAUGUGUUGAAUGAUUGAUUUCAAUGUGAAUUUUCUUGCCUUUUGUGUAUAUGUGUAAUUACAUGUGUAUUGUACUGUAAAUAUAUAUCUUUCACUUAUAUUUCUUACUGCAUGAACCAAACAAAACAGUUUGUAAUAGCAGCUAGAAUCACUGAUAAUGGCAUGAACAGCUUUUGCAGCACCAGAAUCCUUCAGAAAACAAAACCUAUGAAAAAAGGGCGAGUGGCUAAAGUUAAGAUAUUGGUUUUGUUUUGCAUGCCUUCAUGAAAAGGUUUAUUUUGAUAUUUUUCUAUCUUGAACCUCUGUAUCACCUAACAUCAGUUUGAAGAUGAGACAAAUGGAUAACCGUUUCUUCUCAAUGUAGGCAUCAUGGACAGACAUAAAAAAAAAAAAAUAAGCAUUACAGUGAGAAAAAUAUGAGAAAAGAAAAGCAAUGAAUCCCAUUUGUCAUGGAAAUGACAAGCGUGUGGAAAUAUUGUGGUUCACUAACCCUUCCGCAAGGUGUAGCAUAGAGAUAACAUCAGUCUUAAUGAAGACUAUGGGUUAAACUGUUGGUCAUUGAUAUACAUGUUUUACAUUGGUAUUGGUAUGUCAGGAUGUAGAUUACUUUUCAUGUGAAAGAACAAGUGGAACUGGACAAGUGGAAACCUAGGUCCAAGUGAAGUAAAAGUGAUUUAUUGUAAAAGAAUACAGAAGAAAACUUGUCUCAGUGAAGUAGUUGACUUUCCUAAGUAAUACAAAAGGAAACCUAUUUCUCAGUGAGGUUGAGAUCAAUUGAAGACAGACAAAGGAUCUUUACUUUCACUUAACAAGGCAAGUCAAGCACAUGUAAGGGAAAAAGAACUAAACAUUCAAUCACUGAGUAUGGUUUUUAUUUCACUUCUAGUUGCCUGUAUUCCUUGUAUUAUUUUAGUAAUUGUAACUUCUGUUGUUUUUCCAUCAAAAUGACAUAUAUUUAUAUUUACAGUAAACCAUGCCCUAAAAGUAAUAUUUAUCUUUUUUUCUACUGUGAAAUUUGUUUUCAUCAGGUUUUUCAUUUGUGCUUGUUAUAUUCUUUUUGAUAUAAUGUGGUUUUCGGUUUAAUUUGUCUUUAUAAAUUCAAACAUUUGUAAAGUACAAGGUUGUAUUUUUGUCAGUGCCAAUUAAUGUAAGAGUGUCAAUCAGUUUUUCUAUGUGUUUGAGCAAAAUGUUUUUUUUCUACCAAUACAAAGUGUUAACAUUACGUGGUACAAAAGGUUAUAAUUAAACCAACUGAUUUUUACAAAUAAAGGCUUACAGAGAAAA
Alosa alosa (allis shad) is the source of this 8948-nucleotide messenger RNA. It is a transcript of the gene gabrb4, whose product is annotated as gamma-aminobutyric acid type A receptor subunit beta4. The record is from RefSeq and is a predicted model, not a curated record. Gene Ontology annotation, molecular function: neurotransmitter receptor activity; GABA-A receptor activity; extracellular ligand-gated monoatomic ion channel activity. The transcript is spliced from 11 exons. Gene Ontology annotation, biological process: signal transduction; monoatomic ion transmembrane transport; chemical synaptic transmission. Bases 1199 to 2734 code for a protein of 511 amino acids. Gene Ontology annotation, cellular component: neuron projection; membrane; GABA-A receptor complex. Lineage: Eukaryota; Metazoa; Chordata; Actinopteri; Clupeiformes; Clupeidae.